Molecule: messenger RNA, 8527 nt
Organism: Corythoichthys intestinalis (scribbled pipefish)
Lineage: Eukaryota; Metazoa; Chordata; Actinopteri; Syngnathiformes; Syngnathidae
Gene: hectd1
Product: HECT domain containing 1
Exons: 43
Coding region: 402-8009 (2535 amino acids)
Biological process (GO): protein K63-linked ubiquitination; proteasome-mediated ubiquitin-dependent protein catabolic process; anatomical structure development
Cellular component (GO): nuclear speck
Molecular function (GO): ubiquitin protein ligase activity; protein binding; metal ion binding
Source: RefSeq, a predicted model, not a curated record
CCACACAGUCAGUGGGCUCCAUUCUAUUUCCUCCCGGUUUGUGUGUGUUGUGUGUAUUUGUGUGUUGAUUUCUAGCCUGCUGUCCAAUCGGUCCACUUUGACCUCUUUGGACCUACUCGCUAGCAGAAAUGGACGCCGCUCCCGGGUGUCCGUCAUAAUAUUUGUUCCUCGCGCUAGGACCGACAAACCCUCAGCCACCCUCCCCUUCCUCCCCCGCUCACUCGCCAACGCCGUCAAAGAACGAAGACAGGGGGCCCACACUUGAUGUCCCACAAUUCCCUGCAAGAGCGACUCCCCGCUUCCUGGCGGCUUGGAUGAGUCCCAAUCAGCCCGCCAACCCCAAGCACUGAUUGGCCAAGAGCCAGACUGCAUAUCCGACGGCCAUCCAGUGGCGAGGCGUCAUGGCCGACGUGGACCCCGACACCCUGCUGGAGUGGCUCCAGAUGGGUCAGGGCGACGAACGCGACAUGCAGCUCAUCGCAUUGGAGCAGCUCUGCAUGCUGCUGCUCAUGUCCGACAACGUGGACCGAUGCUUUGAGACGUGCCCCCCGCGGACCUUUCUCCCAGCGCUGUGCAAGAUCUUCCUGGACGAGAGCGCCCCAGACAAUGUCCUGGAGGUGACGGCUCGUGCCAUCACAUACUACCUGGAUGUGUCGGCCGAGUGCACGCGCAGGAUCGUGGGCGUGGACGGCGCCAUUAAAGCACUGUGCAACCGCCUGGUGGUGGUGGAGCUCAACAACAGGACCAGCAGAGAUCUGGCCGAGCAGUGUGUCAAGGUCCUGGAAUUGAUCUGCACCAGGGAGUCUGGCGCUGUGUUCGAGGCAGGCGGCCUGAACUGCGUGUUGAGCUUCAUCAGGGACAGCGGCCACCUGGUGCACAAAGACACGCUGCACUCGGCCAUGGCCGUCGUGUCGCGCCUCUGCAGCAAGAUGGAGCCCCAGGAUCCCUCGCUGGAGACCUGCGUCGAGUCUCUGUCCAGCCUCCUCAAGCACGAAGAUCACCAGGUGUCAGACGGCGCCUUGCGCUGCUUUGCCUCGCUGGCCGACCGCUUCACGCGGCGCGGCGUGGAUCCGGCACCCCUGGCCAAACACGGUCUGACAGAGGAGCUGCUGUCACGCAUGGCGGCGGCCGGUGGUGGAGCAGCAGCGGGCCCCUCAUCGGCUUGCAAACCUGGCCGCGCGUCUGCCGGCGCCACCCCCUCCGCCCCCGACUCCAAGCUCAGCAACCAAGUGUCCACCAUCGUCAGCCUGCUCUCCACCCUCUGCAGGGGUUCGCCGCUUGUAACGCACGAUCUGCUUCGCUCAGCGUUGCCCAACUCCAUGGAGUGCGCCCUGGGUGGGGACGAGCGCUGCGUGCUGGACACAAUGCGUCUGGUGGACCUGCUGCUGGUUCUGCUCUUCGAGGGCCGCAAGGCACUUCCCAAGUCCACGGCAGGCUCCUCCAGCCGCAUCCCCUGCCUGCGGCGCUUGGACAGCUCGGGAGAACGAUCCCACCGACAGCUCAUCGACUGUAUACGAAGCAAAGACACAGACGCGCUCAUAGACGCCAUCGACACUGGGGCCUUCGAAGUGAACUUCAUGGACGAUGUGGGUCAGACUCUCCUCAACUGGGCAUCUGCUUUCGGAACGCAGGAAAUGGUGGAGUUCUUAUGUGAACGCGGCGCCGAUGUCAACCGAGGGCAGAGGUCCUCUUCCCUGCACUACGCUGCCUGUUUCGGGCGGCCACAAGUUGCUAAGACACUUCUGCGUCACGGCGCCAAUCCCGACCUCAGGGACGAAGACGGAAAGACUCCCCUGGACAAGGCCAGGGAACGAGGGCACAGUGAAGUGGUGGCCAUACUGCAGUCCCCUGGUGACUGGAUGUGUCCGGUGAACAAGAGCGACGAUAAGAAGAAGAAAGACGUUAACAAAGAGGAGGACGAAGGCGGCGAACCCAAAGGAGACCCUGAAAUGGCACCCAUCUACCUGAAGAGACUUCUACCCGUUUUUGCACAAACCUUUCAGCAAACCAUGCUGCCUUCCAUCAGGAAAGCCAGUCUAGCUCUGAUCCGGAAAAUGGUCCACUACAGCAGUGAGCUGCUUCUUAAGGAGGUCUGCGACAGCGAGGUGGGCCACAACCUGCCCACAGUUCUAGUAGAAAUCAGCGCCACUGUGUUGGACCAGGAGGACGACGAUGAGGGUCACCUCCUGGCCCUGCAGAUCAUCCGAGAUCUGGUGGACAAAGGAGGAGACGUCUUCCUGGAUCAGCUGGCCCGCCUGGGCGUCACCAACAAGGUGUCCACGCUGGCUGGACCAACGUCUGAUGAUGAGAACGAGGACGAGGUUAAACCCGAGAAGGAGGAGGAAGCCCAGGAAGAUGCCCGUGAGAUCCUGCAAGGAAAACCCUACCACUGGCGGGACUGGUCCAUUAUCAGAGGACGGGAUUGCCUGUACAUCUGGUCGGACGCCGCCGCCCUAGAGCUGUCCAAUGGCUCCAACGGCUGGUUUCGCUUCAUCCUGGAUGGAAAACUGGCAACCAUGUACUCCAGUGGCAGCCCCGAGGGCGGCUCCGACAGCUCUGAAUCACGAAGCGAGUUCCUGGAGAAGCUUCAACGCGCCAGGAGUCAAGUCAAACCCGUCACGUCUAGCCAGCCCAUACUAUCCGGCUUGGGGCCCACCAAGCUGACCGUGGGCAACUGGUCCUUGACGUGCCUAAAGGACGGCGAGAUCGCUAUCCAUAACUCGGACGGUCAGCAGGCCACCAUCCUGAAGGAGGAUCUGCCGGGCUUCGUCUUCGAGUCUAACCGGGGAACCAAACACUCCUUCACCGCUGAGACUUCUUUAGGCUCUGAGUUCGUGACGGGCUGGACAGGCAAGCGGGGCCGCAAGCUCAAGUCCAAGCUGGAGAAAACCAAGCAGAAAGUGAAGAGCAUGGCCAGGGAGCUCUAUGACGACCACUUCAAAGCGGUGGAGAGCAUGCCCAGGGGCGUUGUAGUCACCCUGAGGAACAUCUCCACGCAGCUGGAAGCCUCCUGGGAGCUGCACACCAACAGACAGUACAUGGAAGGCGAGAACACGUGGAGGGACCUGAUGAAGACGGCUCUGGAAAACCUGAUCGUGGUGCUCAAAGAUGAGAACACCAUUUCCCCCUACGAGAUGUGCAGCAGCGGCCUGGUUCAGGCGCUUUUCACCGUCCUCAACAACAGUGUGGAUCUGGACCUGAAACACGAUUGUAAGCCUUUAAUGGAGAGGAUCAAUGUUUUCAAAGCGGCUUUCAGCGAGAAUGAAGACGACGAAAGCCGACCAGCUGUUGCCUUAAUCCGAAAACUGAUUGCUGUCCUGGAAUCCAUCGAACGUCUCCCUUUGCACCUUUACGACACGCCAGGUUCCUCCUACAACCUGCAGAUCCUGACGAGGAGGCUCCGCUUCCGCCUGGAACGAGCGCCGGGCGAGACGGCGCUGAUUGAUCGGACGGGCCGAAUGUUGAAGAUGGAACCACUGGCCACCGUAGAGUCUUUGGAGCAGUACUUGCUUAAGAUGGUUGCGAAGCAGUGGUAUGACUUUGAGCGCUCCUCCUUCGUCUUCGUCAGGAAGUUGAGGGAAGGUCAGACAUUCACCUUCAGACACCAACACGAUUUUGACGAGAACGGCAUCAUCUACUGGGUCGGAACCAACGCCAAGACGGCCUACGAGUGGGUUAACCCGGCCGCGUACGGCCUAGUGGUGGUGACCUCGUCGGAGGGGCGCAACCUGCCUUACGGACGCCUUGAGGACAUCCUCAGUCGAGACAGCUCCGCUCUGAACUGUCACACCAAUGACGAAAAGAACGCUUGGUUCGCCGUCGACUUGGGCCUAUGGGUCGUCCCCUCGGCCUAUACGUUGAGACACGCCAGGGGAUACGGGCGCUCCGCUUUGAGGAACUGGGUGUUCCAGGUGUCCAAAGAUGGUCAGAACUGGAGCACGUUGUACACUCACGUGGACGACUGCAGCCUUAAUGAACCGGGGUCGACGGCCACGUGGCCUCUGGACCCAUCCAAAGACGAAAAGCAGGGCUGGAGACACAUCCGAAUCAAACAGAUGGGCAAGAACGCCAGCGCCCAGACGCACUACCUGUCCUUGUCGGGCCUAGAGCUUUACGGCACCGUCACCGCUGUGUGCGAGGACCAACUAGGCAAAGCUGUGAAAGAGGCCGAGGCCAACCUGCGUCGCCAGCGCCGCCUAUUUCGUUCUCAGGUGAUGAAGUACAUAGUGCCAGGGGCACGGGUGGUGCGCGGCAUCGACUGGAAAUGGCGCGACCAGGACGGGAACCCGGCCGGUGAGGGCACAGUCACAGGAGAGGCCCACAACGGCUGGAUUGAUGUAACCUGGGAUGCCGGCGGCUCAAACUCUUACCGUAUGGGCGCCGAAGGGAAGUUUGACCUCAAGCUUGCUCCAGGGUACGACCCUGAGUCGGCUGCCUCAGCGCCGUCACCCAAACCUGUCUCAUCCGCUGUUUCAGGCCCCGCCUUUGCCGCGCUGGGACCCUCCCCGACCCCGCCGGCCAGCGGAGGCGGCGCCGUGUCCACGCCGUCCUCCUGGAGCAGUCUGGUGAAAAAUAACUGUCCGGACAAGGGCGGGGCCUCAUCGCUAAGCGGGACUGGCUCGACUGGCCGCAAGGGCAGCAACAGCUCCGUGUGCAGCGCGGCGUCCUCCUCAGACAUCAGCCCAGGCUCCUCCCUCGGGCCGCCCACCGGGGGGCGAUCGGACAAGCGGGCCGAGGGCCUCCUUUCGGAGCGGGGCUGCGGGUCGGGUGGCGCCGCGGCAGGCGGGGCCGGAUCCGAGGGCCGGCGGCAGGAAGCCGCGGAGGCCAGAGCCCCCACGGAUGCCCCCUCGGACGCUUCUAAAGACUCGUCAGCCGACCCAGCGGCAGCGAUCUCCAUGGGACUGGUCAGCGUGAGCUCGCCCGACGUCAGCUCGGUCUCAGAGUCCCCCGGCAAGGACGCACCUUCUCAGCGGCCCCUGUGCUCGGCCGCCAAUGCCCGCCUCUCGGUCAGCUCGCUGCUGGCGGCCGGUGCGCCCAUGAGCUCCAGCGCCAGCGUACCCAACCUGUCGUCGCGCGAAGCCAGCCUCAUGGAGUCCUUCGUGCGCCGGGCGCCCAACAUGUCGCGCACCAACGCCACCAACAACAUGAAUCUGAGCCGCAGCAGCAGCGACAACAACACCAACACCCUGGGACGCGUCAUGAGCACUGCCACGUCCCCCCUCAUGGGCGCCCAGAGUUUCCCCAACCUCACCACCACCGGCACCACCUCCACCGUCACCAUGUCCACCUCCAUCGUCACCAGCAGCAACAACGUAGCCACGGCAACCACCGGCCUGUCAGUGGGGCAGAUGCUAAGCAACACUUUGACCGCCAGCCUCACGUCCACGUCCAGCGAGAGCGACACGGGCCAAGAGGCGGAGUUUUCGCUCUACGACUUCCUAGACAGCUGCCGCGCUAACACGCUACUGGCCGAGCUGGAAGACGAGGAAGACCUCCCGGAGCCCGAUGACGACGACGACGAGAACGAAGAUGAUAAUCAGGAGGACCAGGAGUACGAGGAAGUUCUGGAGGAGGAGGAGUACGAGACCAAAGGAGGUCGCAGGAGGACAUGGGAUGAUGACUUUGUCCUCAAGAGACAGUUUUCCGCUUUGGUUCCAGCCUUUGACCCCCGACCCGGAAGAACAAACGUGCAGCAGACCACUGACCUGGAGAUUCCACCGCCAGGAACUCCUCGCUCGGAAGUCCAAGAGGAAGUGGAAUGUGCGCCUUCCCCUCACCUGGCCCUCACUCUCAAGGUCGCAGGUCUUGGCACGACGCGGGAAGUGGAACUCCCUCUGUCCAACUACAAAUCCACCAUCUUCUUCUAUGUCCAACGGCUGCUGCAGCUCUCAUGCAAUGGUGCAAUCAAGACAGACAAGCUGAGACGCAUCUGGGAGCCCACGUACACGAUCAUGUACAGAGAGCUGAAGGACGUGGACAAGGAAAAGGAAAGCGACAAGAUGGACUUCUGCGAACACGGCGUUGGCCGGAGUGGCAGUCUCAAUCCCGGCGUUUUGCCGACCCAACAGAGCAGCGACAUUUUGGGCUGUGGCAGGGAGGCGCCGCAGGCUAAAGCGGGUUGUGGUCAAAACGCAUGCGGCGUGGAGGAUGUGCUGCAGCUACUACGUAUUCUAUACAUCAUCGGCGGGGAUGCCGCCUACAACGCGCGCACGCUACAAGAAGACGCGGACGAGCCGCAAUUCAACGCCUCCCCGGAGGAGUUCACCAGCAAGAAGAUCACCACCAAGAUCCUGCAGCAGAUCGAGGAACCUCUGGCACUGGCCAGUGGCGCGCUGCCCGACUGGUGCGAGCAGCUCACCUCCAAGUGUCCUUUCCUCAUCCCUUUCGAGACCCGCCAGCUUUUCUUUACUUGCACCGCCUUCGGAGCCUCCAGAGCCAUAGUGUGGCUGCAAAACCGGCGCGAGGCCACCAUGGAGCGGUCGCGGGCGUCCGCCACGGUGCGAAGGGACGACCCCGGAGAUUUCCGGGUGGGUCGCCUCAAACACGAACGGGUCAAGGUGCCCAGAGGGGACGCCAUGAUGGAGUGGGCCGAGUCGGUCAUGCAGAUUCACGCUGACAGGAAGUCCGUGCUGGAGGUGGAGUUUCAGGGAGAAGAAGGAACAGGUCUGGGGCCCACAUUAGAGUUUUACGCUCUAGUGGCGGCGGAGUUCCAGAGAACCUCCCUGGGAAUUUGGUUGUGCGACGACGACUUUCCGGACGACGAGUCGAGACAGGUUGAUCUGGGUGGCGGCCUGAAGCCUCCGGGCUACUACGUGCAGCGUUCGUGCGGCCUCUUCCCGGCGCCAUUCCCGCAGGACAGUGAAGAGCUGGAGCGCAUCACCAAGCUCUUCCGUUUCCUGGGCGUUUUCCUGGCCAAGUGCAUCCAGGACAACAGGCUGGUGGACUUGCCUGUCUCGCAGCCCUUCUUCAAGUUGCUCUGCAUGGGCGACAUCAAGUCCAACAUGAGUAAGCUGCUCUACUCACCCCCGGGUGGGCCGGGCCUAGAGCCGGAACGCCCCAUGCUGCCACCGUUCGACGUGCGCUCCGAGGCGUCCACCGAGGACAGCCGAGAGACUUUCUCCGUGGGGAGCUUCGACGAAGACUCCAAGUCGGAGUUCAUCAUGGACCCACCUAAGCCGAAACCACCCGCCUGGUACCACGGCAUCCUCACCUGGGACGACUUUCAGCUGGUCAACCCUCACAGAGCCAGCUUCCUGAAGGAGGUCAAGGAACUAGCAGUUAAACGACGGCAAAUCCUGAGCAGUAAAAUUUUGUCUGAGGAUGAGAAGAACACGCGGCUUCAAGAGCUGACGCUCCGAAACCCGAUGGGCUCGGGACCUCCGCUCGCAAUCGAAGACCUCGGGUUGAACUUUCAGUUCUGCCCAUCGUCCAAAGUUCACGGCUUCUCCGCUGUAGACCUCAAACCCAACGGAGACGACGAGAUGGUGAGCGUGGAGAACGCCGAGGACUACGUGGAGCUGAUGUUUGACUUCUGCAUGCACACGGGAAUUCAGAAACAAAUGGAGGCCUUCAGAGAGGGUUUCAACGGUGUCUUCCCGAUGGAGAAGUUGAGUUCGUUCAGCCACAAAGAAGUUCAGAUGAUCUUGUGCGGCAACCAAUCGCCUUCUUGGACCUCCGACGACAUCAUCAACUACACUGAGCCAAAGCUGGGCUACACUAGAGACAGCGCGGGCUUCCUGCGUUUUGCACGCGUCCUAUGCGGCAUGUCGUCGGACGAGAGGAAGGCCUUCCUGCAGUUCACCACAGGUUGCUCCACGCUGCCCCCCGGAGGCCUGGCCAACCUGCACCCCCGACUCACCAUCGUUAGAAAGGUGGACGCGACGGACUCCAGCUACCCGUCGGUCAACACAUGUGUCCACUAUCUGAAGCUUCCCGAAUAUUCCUCCGAGGACAUUAUGAGGGAGCGUCUGCUGGCCGCCACCAUGGAGAAAGGCUUCCACCUCAACUGAGCCGCCUGCCCGCUCGCUCACCCGCCUGCCCAUCCGCUCGCCCGCCUGCAUGCCACCACCAUCCUGGUCACCGCCGCUAGAGGGCGCCGCCAUCCUAGCGCUCGCCGUGUGCGUUCAGCGUGUUGUCCCGCCAUCUUUUGGCGUUAUUUUAUUUUGAUUUUUUUUUUUGUUUUUGUUUGUUUGUUUGUUUUGGAUUUGUGUGUGUGCGUGCGUGCGUGCGUCGUGGUUCUUUCCAGAGACACAAACACUGGUCGUUCGUGUGCAAGGGGGGAAAGAAAACAAAAAACAAAUUCCUGUAUUUUCUUUGUAUAUUAUAAACAUUUAUUUAACUCAAGUUGCAGUUUGAGCUAAACAGAUAUUUUCCAAAAUGUGUUUGCUCCAGAAAAAAAAAGAAAUAAAAAUCAUUCAAAUGUUUGCAAAGUACCAAGGACGCAUUUUUUGGGCAACAAUUUUGUUUCCUCAUGUAUUGAUGACCGAUGUCGUUGGCAGCCAUUGAUGGUGAUUGACGUCCAAUGUUC